AGGAAAUUGUUUUGAUUGCAGCUCCUUCGGUUGUGUCCAAGAUUUCAAGAUGUCUCUCAACAAUAUUAAUACGAACGUCUACUACGAUGAUCCGAUCUUAUUAUGGAAAACAAAGCAACGCGUUCACUACAAGGACGACGUUGCGGCGCGUGCCAAAAAAAACCAAGUAUUUAGCGACAGCUUUGAACAUAUUACAUUAAGGCAACCAAAAAAAUCGAUAUCCUUCUCUCGCCUAACGCCUGCAACGACACCGCCGCCGGAGGCUCAACUACAUUCCAGUAGCAAUAACUCGACUAUCUGUGCUACGUCCAACUCCGUGAAACGGUACGCCCGAACCGCAUGUGAUAAUUGCGGUUACCAUAACAUACCGAUUAUGUCACACCCAAUAUCGCCGCUUGCUAAAUCGCAGACGAACCUGGAGCUCGUGGAGCACCACAGUCAACGCCAGGCACUUUUGCCUCUACCAGUCAUUGGAAUACACCGGGAUGACUCGGCCUACACACUCCAGGUAUCCCGACGGCCUUCGAUACUGCUGCAGGAGAUCCUGACUCAGCGACCCCCUGGCAUUGGACGCAAAGAUCCCAGUAAUUUUCUUCAUUCACGAAACUCCAGAAAUGCAGGAAAUCCCAAUGGAACAGCCACCGGGAGUACGGCAACCAUCAACUUUCAAAGUGGCUCGGCAAGUGCUCGCAAUGGUUCCAGCGCCAACUACGACAGCGGCGCCAAAAGCUUUCAAGCCAAACAGCAAAAAGAAAAGAACCGAAGAACGGGCAAUGAUGCUAUCAGUUCGGCACUGUCUGCAACCUAUUGCAAGCUGCUAGUGCUCUUAGGAGUGUGCCUUCCCAUUACGGAGGUUAUUUCGGAUCAAAUCCCAACUUAUGUCUACCAAGGCUUUUAUGUUUACUUAUAUGCUGGAAGCAUACUCUUUGUUAUAUUUGUUUACAUAAGUGCAUUCCGUAAUCGGUCUCUCUUCAAUGCACUGAAGGAUUUUCACGAAAAGAACAGCAACAUACACAUUAAGCACAAGGUGACUCAUUUCGGAAGCUUCUAUUUACGGGUUGGAGCUAUUGCCUUCGCUAUAGGCACAAUGGUGUAUUCGGGACUGGAGUUUGGCCAGUUCUUUGAACUGAAUGGUCAUCCUGGAUGUCAUGAUGUCUUUGUGGCCAUUACUCCCAUCUGCCGCAUGGUCCUGUGCAUUGCUCAAGUGCAGUUUAUCUUCCUGAAUACCACAUAUAUGGACAUGGCCCGCCACAAAGUAACCUCGCGCUUCGGGCUCAUGCAUAUGGUGGCUACAAACCUGUGUGAAUGGCUAUACGUACUGGUCGAAGAAACUAAGCACGAAAUAUUUCAUAUAACCCACCAUGACAACGAUCCAGUCCACGAUCCCAUAUUGCACAAUGGCACACAUGGCGGUCCUGACUGGUCGACGCUGAAUCAAUCGAUUCAACUUCACGGACCACACGGCUCAGGACUAAGAAUGCAGAACCAUUCUGCUGAAGGUGCGAUGCACAAGCUGUUAGUAAAUAUUACCACGUCCGUUAGUAAUAUUACAACAGCAGCAACGCCAACGCAAGCCACAUUCUCUGGAUGCUCACGUACGACUAUCAUGGGUGCUUUAGUCCAGCAGCUGUCCCCUUUUCUUUUCCCGUGUACAAUUGAAUACUCUCUCAUCUGCGCUGUUAUUUUGUUUGAAAUGUGGAAGACUGUCAAAUCCAUACCGGACAUUGACAAGACUCGCAAGAACUCCAUUAAACCCGUAGCGCAGAAGCCGGCUCAUCACUUCUCUGUUGACUGCUCGCAGUCGCACAAGGGACUCUUCUUCGGCAUACUCAUCAUUGUCAUGACUAUCAUAUCCAUGAUCAUGUACUUUGUGCUGUAUACGCAGCCUGGCUACGAACUGAUCGCGACACAGGAGGUUACACUCUGGGAGACUUUCAUGUACUUCAUGUGCGCCUCGGCAGUAAUUACGGGCAUGAUCCUUAUGCGCGAUCUUCGAUAUAUCAAGGAUACAAGUGACGAGCACCACUCAAUGGACUUAGAUAAUCUCCUAUUGGUUGUAGCCCAGACAGGCGUCUACUUGUAUGGCAUGUUCAGCAUUCUGGGCAGCUAUUUCGCCAAAUGGGAUACGGUGCCAGACCGAGUCGAAGGCAUCAUCGCUGAGGUCUUUGGUGUUGUGCAAACUUCACUGCAGACAAUGUUCAUAUUGCAUGCCAGCCACCGCCGCUGCAAAGGCUCCAAACAGGUGCGCCGCAAGCCCGGUCGUGAGAUCAUUACCUUUCUAUUGGUCGCUAACAUCGCCAUCUGGUUCGUCAACACCCUUAUCAAGGGACGCGCUGUAUUUCGCCAGACGCACCUUGAGUUCUUCGGCAUUUGGGGCUGGACCAUUAUUACACAUAUUUCAAUGCCACUGGCGAUUUUCUAUCGCUUUCAUUCAACGAUUUGUCUCUUCGAAGUGUGGAAAAUCACAUAUAAGGCUAAGACACACUAAUAUUUACCAAUCUUUACCACUUUGAUUUUUUUUUUUUGCUUUUUAAAUUAUUUGUAGGGGAUUAUAUUUUAUUAAUAUUAAGUUAGUAAUUCAGAGCUUAAUAAAUUGAUGAAUUAAGUAGUCGAAACAAUUUCUCGCCGAUUCUGGCUUGUAUUGCCGCUGUCUUCCAUUGUCGGAUAUAUGUACAUAUAGAUGAUACCUAUAUGUGUAUGCAAAUAUAUGUAUACGCAGAGAUACAGACAUACCCGUUUAUCUUGGCUUUUUUGAUAUUCCUCUGCAUACGAUCUAUAAAAUUAGGUCUUAAGUACCUAUUUAUUUCCUAUUUCUAUAAAUAGGCGAUUUUUUUAAGUAAUCAGAUUUUUAGUUAGCUCUCUUUUUUACAUUCUAAUCUAAACAAAAAGUGUAAAUCUUUUCAUUCAAGUUUUAUGUGCAGCAUUACUAUUUUCAAUAAUAUUGUAAACAAAACCUCCAAAUAACACCUUUGAAAUGCGUAAUCAAUACUUAUCGAUUUUGAGCAGGUUUAUCGAUGCAUGCCGGUCCAUGUAUAUAGUGUGGGUUAAAUUAUAUACCAAAUGUCGAUCAUCUGAUCGUUGACACGACAAGUAGUUUCGGGUUGUCAGUCAGCUCAUCAGAAAGUGAACUUAAAAGAAACUUUUUUAGCUCUAUAGUAAAUUAAGCUUUUAAUUGUAUACAGUGUACAUUUUUUAAGAUUACAAUAAUAUUACUAUACUUUAAAUAUUGUUUCCUAACUGUAGCAAAUAAAAAUAAUUAUUCCGCAACAUUUUAAGUUGGUUUAAAUAUAUAUGGGCUUUGUAUCUCUUAAAAGACAUUAUAUUUGACCUUCUUAUAUGUAUGUGGUUUCAAACGAACGGGAAAAUCAAGAUUUGAUUUGCAUUAUUUGUAUCUGGUUUUUUAAAUUAUUUGAGCUUCUCCUUCCAGAAGCUUCGAUCAUUCGUAUAUAUGUUACCAAAAGUUUUGUGAUCCUUUUUCGUAAUACAAUGUGGAUAAAGCAAGCCGUUUAUUGUUCACAAUAUGUGUAUUUCGUAUAUAUGUAGGGUUGGUUUUCAGUCCAAAGCUUAUUACAUUAAAAGAAGAGACUGAAUCAUACGUAAGAAGAAUUCUAUUGUUAUAGUUAUUCAUACUACAUUGUAAACUCCUUCAAAAUAUUUUAGUUUCUUUUCAAAGAGCUACCGACUAAAAUAUGUUGUAUGCCAGAUUUGAUAGAUUGGGUUAUAUUUUUGCUUGACCGACAAAUAACACUUGGGAAUGCUAUGAGUCUAUAUUCACCAAAGAAACAAAAAGAAAAAUAAAUCAAAUAUAUUUUUUAAUAUGGAAUUCUAAAGUUUUUUUUGUGUUGUUAUGUUAAUUGCAUAUUUGCUGCACAAAAAUUGAUAUUAGACGAAACUCUAAGAAUUAUUUUUUUUUAUGUUCGUUUUUCGUAUUUGAUCGGUUACAUAAAUCAUAAAAAAGCACCUAUAUAAUAGGUAUACAAUGCAUUUCGGUAAUACAUAUGUAAAUUGGCAUGGGCCAAACUCUUGUAACAAUGUGCAACAA
Messenger RNA from Drosophila hydei, 4042 nucleotides. Its product is annotated as proton channel OtopLc. Gene Ontology annotation, cellular component: membrane. The transcript has 6 exons. NCBI's taxonomy places the organism in Eukaryota, Metazoa, Arthropoda, Insecta, Diptera, Drosophilidae. Gene Ontology annotation, molecular function: proton channel activity. Gene Ontology annotation, biological process: proton transmembrane transport. The coding region runs from base 50 to 2488 and encodes 812 amino acids. The record is from RefSeq and is a predicted model, not a curated record.